AUGGCACGACAUCGCAAGAUUGUCUGCUCCAACUGCCGCAGACGCAAAAGUAAAUGCGACGGAGGCUCACCGAGUUGCACAGCAUGUGUCUCGGCUGGCUCAACCUGCCAGUACGAAAAAGGACCAUCAAUCGCAUACGUGCGUGCCCUACAAGCUCGGAUCCACGAGCUCGAAAAUUCUCGAAGCAACACAGAGAAUUUGCCUCUAUCACCAUCUCCAUAUACUGAUUCUGUCGCCAGUCCUCAAAAUGGGAACUCGAUCAGUCUGGAUGAGCGCGGAGACGUAAGCUAUCACAAUCAGACAUCGGCUAUCCAUGAGGCUUUACCGGCGGCUCCAUCCCAACCACUUCUUACUGAGACAUCGUUAUGUACAUCGAGGACGACGGUCGAGCAAAGUAAUAGGGAUGCUCGACGCUCACUUGUCGCCAAUGCGAUUAAACAGAAAGCGCUAGAGCCGCUGAAUUUGGAUUCAGUUCCCCCUCAAGUCGAUGUUCCCAAGGGGCUGGCCAGUGUCUUGCUCCAACUGCAUUGGUGCUGGCUGCAUCCAAGUUUUCUGUUCGUGUACCGCCCGGCAUUUACAAGGGAAAUGCCACUAUUUGCUCGCGGUGAUCGCGCUGUUGCCUAUUGCUCAGCAACAUUGCUCAAAGUUCUCUACGCACACAGCUGUCGCUUCAUCCGUGCCCCUGAAAUUGUCUGGAGUACUAUUCAAGCCCUGCUUCAGCAAUCUGCGCGUGACAUUGCAUGCGGCCGCUCUUCUUCUGCAUGGCUCUAUUCUGGAAUGGCUUUCCGCAUGGCAAUUGAUAUUGGUCUGCAUGUUUCACCGGAUAAGUUACGCCAGUACUCUACCUCGCUCUCCACAGAGGAUAUCGAGAUCCGAAAACGGCUGUUCUGGAGCUUGUUCGCCUGGGACAAACACAUUAGCUUGUACCUAGGACGGAUGCCGAAUUUUGUCACUGGCAUUGACCAUGUAUCUUUGGAGUUUCUGGAUGACUUCACAGACAGAGAUCUCUGGGCACCUUUCUAUGGGCCUGACCCUGUGGCGGCUGAACUCCCAGUGUACCCACCGACUCCUGGAUAUGUGAUAUCAUGCUUUACGGAGUUGUGCAAGCUCUGCAAGAUCCUGACCCAGGUUAUGUUGGAGCUCUAUAGCUCGCAACAUCGUAGCAAAUCCAUAUUGUCAGACUCACGGCAAAGUUCUUUCGUCAGAAUAAAUACGGAACUACGGGCAUGGUGGUCAGAUCUGCCGCUAUUUCUUCGUAUUGCCCCUGACAACAUUCCUGACCUCAGUCCACCCCCGCAUAUCACCUCACUUAACUUGAUGUACCAUAACACCAUGAUACUUCUCCACAGACCCCACGUCUCCAGCAGACAAAGUUCGCCCUCUAGCAGAGCGCAACAGAGCUGGAAGAUAUGCCGAGGUUCAACAACCGCCAUCUACGAUUUGCUGAACAUGUACGUGGCCACGUUUGGAUUCCAUCACAUCACCUACAUGAACAGCUACUGCACGUACACUGCUGCAACGACGGCCGUAUACCAGCUGGAGACUGCAGAAGAUGGAGUGCUGCGCAGCCAGUCUCUCGAAUCGACUUGGGCGGAACUGAAAUUUUUGCUGGAUAUUCUUCAGCGCACUGCAGUGACUAUGCCGGGUCUAAACAGAAGUAUUGAUAUUAUCCAUACGAGGAUCAAGAAGAUUCUAGAUCGACAGGUUUCCAGACAGCUUGAGUCUCUGUUCCCGACAAGGCCUUCUGUUGAGGGUCGCAGACAGGAACAAGCACUGCAAUCGCAACCGGUUGGAAUCACAACUAGGCUUGAAGAAAGAGUCCCUUUUGUUGGCUUUUCUGACGAUUUGCUGGUGAAUUAUACCCACAAUGCGAGUCGCAAUGAGGAGGUUGCGGCGUCUACCGGGAAUAUCCUGGAACAGUUGGACAUGUGGCUCCCAGCUUUUCCUGGCCAGGACUUUUCUUAUGGGUCGGGUCCUAUGCUCGAUGCCCAGGAUAUUCUAAGUCCCGAGGCACGAUCUACUUUGAUGGGCUCGAGCUUGGAUCCUCAUAUCCGACUUGACCUUGAUUUAGAGAAUGCCUGA
Molecule: messenger RNA, 2082 nt
Organism: Penicillium macrosclerotiorum
Lineage: Eukaryota; Fungi; Ascomycota; Eurotiomycetes; Eurotiales; Aspergillaceae
Product: Zn(II)2Cys6 transcription factor
Exons: 1
Coding region: 1-2082 (693 amino acids)
Biological process (GO): DNA-templated transcription; regulation of DNA-templated transcription
Molecular function (GO): DNA binding; zinc ion binding; DNA-binding transcription factor activity, RNA polymerase II-specific
Source: RefSeq, a predicted model, not a curated record